This is a messenger RNA of Rotaria socialis, 3009 nucleotides long. The record is from the annotation of a GenBank genome assembly. NCBI's taxonomy places the organism in Eukaryota, Metazoa, Rotifera, Eurotatoria, Philodinida, Philodinidae.
AUGGCCGAAGACACAGGGCACACUUCUGAGAAUGAUCCACAUAUUUCUUGGAAUGAUCUCUCUGUAUUGGAUAUUAAAGAAUGUACCCAAUCACAAUUUCUGGAAGUUCUCACGAAUUUGGACGAAAUCUGUACGAGCCAAUCAGCAGACAAACGAACAACAUUUAUUGAGCAUGUCUACCGCCGAAUGCUUCUUACGAUCUCUCGAACGACAAAUAUUUCACUGGAUCGAAUCGUUCCAGUAAUUAAGCAGUUGACUACAUACAGUCCAGUAAUGACAAUUUUAACUGUCGAUGACUUGAAAAACAUGAAUAUAGAGAUGGAGAAACGAUCCGUGAUAAUUCACUUUGAUAUGAGUGGAUCAAUGUCAACAUCGGGCUUCGAUCCAUUGGUAAAUUCUCUUAAACAUUUAUGUAAAAGCUUACAUGAUCAAGGUAUUGAAGUAUAUGUGUCAUUGUUUGGUGGAAGUACAGAAGGAGUGCAUGCGGCUCUCGGUGGGCGAUUACUCACAUCAGAAGAAUUCAAAAAUGGAAAUUAUCGACCUAAUGGUGGCACUGCAUUUUGUCCGUCUUUCGAACGAACCAAACUAUUCCCAACUGCUUAUGAUGCAAUUAUAAUUUCUGAUGGUGAAUUCACUGACUCCGUUUCUUUGUUGACAUUUCAAGAACAUUGUCAAACAGUCUUCUUCGUUGCGCCUCCGUGGUCUCCGCUGGGGAUCGAAAAGAAACAUGCUAGAACAAUUUCAUCCUGUGUCAAACCGAAUGUUCCCUACAUUGGCAUAGCUUCCGAUGAAUAUCCUCAACUUGAAUGUAUCAUUAACAGAUUCUUACGUGAAAACAACACUUUUGCCCAACUAACUGGAUUCGUUACCAUUGGUACCUUUGUUCUUCCAUCGAGCAUUCUUGCACCAACUCGAAUGCGGCAAAUUUUCAUCAAUGCUGUUGCACAAGGCGAAACUCAAUUACAGGCUUUAACAAGGAAAAUUAUCGGUCUUUUUCGAUACCUCGAAGAAACGGCUAAACUCAACUUUGAGCGAUGUGUCCGAGGUGAAGAUUUUCGAAAUUUGAUGUCGUUGGUCAAUCCAUUAAUUCGAUCGGCACAGGUUCAUUUAGAGACAAGUGUCGCCUGUCAACAACUGUACGGUUAUUUAGACAAGAUUGUGAGUAGUUUUGCUAUUGAAAAGAAAAAAUUGUUGAAGAAUAAUGCCCACGAUCCAAAGUUCACAGCCGAAUUACAGAAAUUUUGGGAUGAUGCUAUGACUUACAGUGAAAGAGAAUGUAUUAUCGAAGAAAACAUACGACGAUAUGGACAACCCAUUGGUUUUUUGAAUAUCCACACAGAUCGGUUACUGUGUACAGGCGAAAUUUUGUCGGAAGCAUUACAACAAUUGAGAAGACUCUAUGUUCUGGAAAGUCCAGAUUCUCUAUCACUUGUUUUUGAGCUUUUGUUUAUGUCAACCAUUGACGAUCAACCAACUCCUGGUCCUGAAGAUUCACGCAUUCUUAUCUGGAAGAAACCAGAUGGUAUCGUAGAUUUGUUGUCAAUCCUACGCCAACUACCUUUUUGUCUUCAGCAAUAUCAAUAUGGAAAAAUGAUUUCACAAGAUUGUCCUUGGACCCUGCAGCCAAUGGCAGCUACUCGAUUAGCUUGGGUAAUGGAUGUAUCACAUCGACCGUUUCCAGAUUUCAUUCUACAAUCAUUGCCCACGCUAGUAAAACCGUGCAAAUUUUUAACUGAUCUCGAUCGCGAUGAAAAUCGAGAGGUGUUUUGGGCGAAGAUUAUACGUGAACUUGCGUCAAAAAUUGAUCUAUCAAUCGAGAAUUUACAACUGGUUAAUCAGAUUCUCACUGUUUAUGGAAUAAAAAAUUUCAUAAUGAGAUUAUAUGAUAGAUCGAUCACUUAUGAGAGACCACUCUAUGGGAAUGCCUCGCCAUACAUCGAUACAGACGAACCUACAGCUUGGUGUAUCUUUGUUAACAAGAUGGGUGAACGAGUCGAUCCUCGUACCGGUGAACUCACAACUCAAUCGAGGCUUAUUACUGACCCUAAUCAAAUAGAUAGCUGGUACCGCUCCAAUCUGACAGCACAUGGGUCUCUAGUUCGACCACGAUAUUUAACUCGGAUCGAGUUUCCACUUUUACCAGAUGAUGCCAUUGAACUAUAUCAGACCCCAAACCAAAAGGAUACUGAUACUUUGCGCAAUCAGUUACUCGAACUCUAUGGUAGCUCAUACUCAUCUGAUCAAAUCAAUGCACAUAUCAAUACUAUUCGCGAUCAAUUCAAGGCAGUUCCGCGUGUAAUGUGGGGAUCUACCAAUUUAAUUACAGAGACCGUAGCUUCAAUAAAAGAAGCGUGUCAAAAUGCUCCAAUAAUAAUAGAAAAGGUAAUUGUAGAUGUUACACGAUCGAAUGUUAUUAAUUACUUGUGCUCGCAUUGUGAUGAUCUGUUUAUUUCUGGGGCAUUAACUGGUUUUGCUACCUACUCAACGAUGGCGAGUCAAGAAGGAGGUGCAACUAUUUCCAAAUUCGACUAUGCUAUCGAAUGUGGACAGAAAGCUAUUUUGGAACCAACGAUCAUUCAAAAUGUUCGCAUACAUCAUUUGGAUCAAUCUAGUGUUCAACAAUACAUGAAACAAAAGUACAAACAAUUGAUGCAAUCGAUUCGUUUGAUGGCACAACCACCUCAAUUUUCGAGUCUGAGUGAUUUACUACAUAAAACACAAUUGACAACGACCAUCGAUCGUGGAUUCUUAUCGGCAGGUACAACUGAAAAUGGAUCACAAACAAGACUCAACAAAACACUCUUCACUUGUCCUAUUACACUCGAUAUUAUGGAAAAUCCUGCAAUAACCACACCUUGUGGGCACAUGUUCGACAUGAGUGCCAUCACUGAACACUUGAAAACAGCUAAUAACAUUUGUCCAGUGUGCCGAACAACGAUAACAGAUGUGGCACACAAUGAUGCGUUUAAGGCUGUUAUUGAAGCUUGGCUAUCUCAUCAGACUGAAUAG